AUGACAAAGAGUGGAAGAGUGAAAACAAUGAAGCUUAUUCACAGGUCAGGGUCGGUGCGCUGCGGCAAUUAUAUUUCAUCCUACUGGGGCUGCACCUACUCAGGAUAUGGAGAAGAUUUGAUGACAAUCAUUACAGAUGCAAAUAAGAAGGCCAUUCUGCCCCCUACCGAAGACUUGAAAGCUCAUUCUGAUAAAAAAGACCAUUACAGCCUUCCUGGAUAUCACCAUAAUUCAACUGAGCUGAUUUUUCACAACCUCGUCAAUCCAUUGUCUGUCUCGAGCAACCAAGAGAUGCAGAUAUGGUACGGACAGGAUUGGAAGGACUACUUUGAGGGAGACAACAGCGGUAAAACUUGUGUUGAUGUGUAUGCAUGGUAUGAGUGAGUCUGCCCACUGGAGAUCUUGCCUUCGAUAAUUUUAAAACGUAAAAGAAAAACAUUAGAAAACACUUUUAGGAAGACAAACCUGUUUCAAUGUUUAAGGACUGCUAUGUCUUCGUUCUAUACUUGUAGAAAAAAGAAAGACCGUAGGGAUCAGAAUAGUUUAUUAUUAAAAUGUCGCUCGAGAUCACGGAGAAAGGCCUGAUAUUUUUCGGUCAAUUAGUUUUCCUUAGUUUUGCUCAGCAUGGUACACCUUACUAGGUAUUGUUGUACACUUCCUUAGAAUUCAUAGUCGAGAGCAAAUUUAACUGUAUCAGAAAGUUUAAUUUCAAUAAAUUCAUGCACUUAAGUGGUUAUUUAUAGUGGGAUUUCGAACUCAACCUCGAUUUCAAAAAGGGAAAAAUGGAAGCCAAAUAAAACUAAACAAUUCCGGAAGGCAAAAGAAAGGAAAGAACACAAAACAAAAAAAAACACUCUCCCGAAAAAUACUCUCCUCAGUUCCGUGUAUCAAGUCUAUUUUUCAUCAUAACGUCCUUGACCUGUGAUCCUUCCUAAAAACUCCCGCAAAUAAUUCAUGGAUAAUCGACGCCAGGAAAAACCUCAGGGCACUUGACUAAGUCAGUUCCUUCCAAAUGUUUUGGUAGAAUAUUGAAUCAUUACGCAUAUUUUUACUUUAAUCCUGUCAACAAUGAAGAGAAAAAUCAAACUGAGCGGCAAUUUUGCUUCUCCGACAAUGUUGCAGUCUGUGGCGUGGCUUAGUUUUUCUGUUUUCGGCGGAAGUCUAAAAUUUGAAAAUUGAAAAUUGCAAUCAAUUUUCAAUUUUUGUUUUCGGACAAAACAUUCCAAAUUGUUGACAGAACUACCCAGGAGGGAGGGGGAGGGCUCCAUUCGCACGUUAAUUUUUUCCCCCACCGCCCUCUCCCCAGGGAGGUCCGCUUCCUUUCAUGCGCUGGAAGAAUUUAUUUGCCCUUGCCACUUCCCCUCCCACGCAACACUUCUCUAAAAAGGAGGAGGAAGCGGGAAAUUCGUAUUUAUCACGUGGUCACUUUUCCGAAUAUAAACGACUUCAGUGCUGAGUACAUAAAGGAUUUUGUAAUAACUCAACGAAAAACACACUCCGAGGUGAGCUUAUUGCUAAAAGAAAGAUUUCCCGACAAGAAAGGCAUUAGUUCGAGGUCAGUUAGGAGGUUUUGUUUAGAGAAUGGGAUACAUUUGCACAACCGCCUGUCAAAUGAUGAGCUUGAGCAGUGCACGCGUGACGUCGUUGCUCGGGUAAGUAUAAGUUUUUGAGACUUUUAAGUGCUUGUUGUUCACUAUUUUCCUCUUUUUUCUACCUUCAUUCUCUUGUUUGCAUAACCGUCUAUAUGAGCAUCCUUCAGGGUUUAAAAGUAAUUUUUUCAGCUUUUUAGCGUGAAUCUGUAGGUUUUCAGUCAAGGCUCAUUUUUUUUCCCGGUGGUCAAUAAUAAAUGAGCUGUUUGAGUCGGGAUGCUGAUGAUCAAACAACCUCCUCAAAUUUGUUAAAGCUUUGAUUACACACAGAAUGGGGAGACACAAUUCCGUCACCAUUUAACUUAACUCGACCAAAUAAGAAACAAAGGAUGACCAUCAUGGAAAUAUCAACGUAUAAUUGAAAGGGUAAUUUAUAUUAUUAAACUGACUUGAUAACUGACUGUGAAUAUAUGCAUAUAAACCCACAUACAAUCCACAAUUCCUCCAAUCGCUCUGACGAGGGGCUAAAGCUCUAAACGUCAGCUUUUCAUCUCUUUACGGUGGCCAAUUGAGUUGAUAACGUAGGAAUUAAGAGUGCCGAGUCGGGAUACCCACGGAUCCCCACGGUAUCAACGAGUGAUUUUUAUUCAAUUAAUUUAUUCUUGUUUCCUCGUCACCAUAUUCCAACCAAUAGCGUAGUUCCAUUUUCUGCAUAUAAACCCAUACAACCCACAAUUCCUCUAAUCGCUCUGACGAAGGGCUAACGCACGAAACGUCAGCUUUUAAGCCCUUUACGAUGGCCAAUUUACGUUAUCAACUUAGUUGACAAUAUUAAAUUACCCUGUUAUACUCUACCUAGUUGAAAGAUCUGGCUCCAGUUGUUCGAGGGUUGGAUAACGAGAUCCCGCCGUGUAUAAAUCUCUACCCGGUGGAUGGUUGAGAGUCGCUCUGUGUCAAUGAUAGCGUAUAGACACAGAUUUUUAGUCUCCGUGUUGUGUCUUAUUUUCCUUUUAAAUAUCCAUUCUACGGCGCUGAAAUUUGUUCCGGUGUUUUAUAAGUCGAUGCACUUGCCAAUAGUACAAUUUUCUUGGCAUGGUCUUGGUUCAAGUGACUAUACGAAGCAAGGAUAUUUCUCAGCUCGAGCUUGGGUAUAUGAACAUUGGUCUUUCGACAUUUGGAUAUGGCUAAACUGCGGUGUCCCAAGGGAUAGUCGUUUAUGGUCUGGAACAAAUUGUCUCGCCCUCGCUACAAUGGAUUCUAUAUGGUCCAGCUCUCAUCGAUGUAAACAAAGGCACAAGCGUCCGCGAUAUUACAAAACGCCAGUCAGUUCUUAUUACAGCAACUCCAUUGCGACGCAAGGGCUAUUGAUCCUGAGUGGUGAUAGCACCCAGAAGUCAAAACAAAAAACCAAUUCCAAGCGAAAAAUAAUGAAAUGUGAUUGCUGUGAGAAGAUGAUAAGAAGAAAUCAAGCAAGCAUAACUUGCUGUGCUUGUAUUGGGUCUUUCCACCUGAAAUGUUCCGGCCUGACAGCCUCCUCCUCUACCUGGUUAUGCAGUAACUGUCUGGGAUUUGCCCUGCCCUUUUACAAGUGCUCUGACGCGGAAAUGCUGGAUGAUACGCUCGAUUUGUCCGCAUCUCUUGAUCCUGGCCUUAAUAUUCAUCCGUUCUGCUUUAACUCAGGCCAGUUAAAAAUAAUGCAUCUUAAUACUCAGUCCAUGGUUUCGACAUUUAAUGAGCUUUUACUCACUGUCAAUUCAUAUCCACUGGACAUUGUAGCAUUGAGGGAAACCUGGCUUAGAGAUCAACCGCAAUUAUUAGACUAUGUUUCUAUCCCUGGCUUUGUUACGGAAUUCCAGAACAGGGAAGGUAUAAGGGAGGUGGUGUUGGUGUUUAUAUUAAGGAAAAUAUCAAUUAUAAGCGCCGUCGUGACAUUGAAUAUGCCCACCCAGAACUUGAACACCUAUGGAUAGAGGUGCCUGGCCGCAAUAAGUAUGGUAGGGCUCUUGUAGCUGUGAUCUAUAAUUCCGAGCGCAUGCUCAGUCCUUCUGAUUGGCUACAUAGUUUAGAGAACUUACUUGGAUACCUAACUGUAUGCUGGGAUGGCAUGUUAAUGCUUACAGGAGACAUCAAUAUCGAUGUUCUUCGUCCUUCUGACCAUCUAGCACAAAGGUAUCAAAGUAUGCUAGAUAUGUUUGAGCUUACACAGAUUGUGAAACGGCCCACACGUACUACGAGGACCUCCAAAACCCUAAUUGAUCACUUUAUCACCAACCAUCAACAAAAGGUGACCAUCACUGGUAUAAUUCCAUGCUCUAUUGUAAGUGACCACAAUGCCAUCUACGCAUGCGUCAAUGUACGGCUCCCUCGGUUCCAGCCUCGUUAUAAAUUUAUCAGGGACAUUAGGAACUUUAACAAGGACGUGUUUAAAGAGGACUUUUCUACUCUUCCUCUGUCUGUUAUAUACUACUCAGAUGAUCCAGACGAACAACUAGAGACACUGAAUACACUAAUUUCCGAGUGUCUUGAGAGACACCCCUUGCGGAAGGUUCGUGUCACGCGACCACCCGCCCCAUGGAUGAAGGACCCACUGAUAGAGGAACUCCAGAAAAAACGGGAUUCUGCUAGAUUUACUGCUCACCAGACCAGCACUGAUGCCGCUCGGCAUGAGUUUCAUUCGGUCAGGAAUAAAUUAAAGUCGGCAAUAAGAACUGCGCGGAAGGCAUUUAUUGAAAAAGCUCUCUAUUCAAAUAAGUGGCGCGAGGUUUGAGUUUCAUUCAGUUAGGAAUAAAUUAAAGUCCGCAAUAAGAACUGCGCGGAAGGCAUUUAUUGAGAAAGCUCUCUAUUCAAAUAAGUGGCGCGAGGUUUGGAAAGUCAUUCACAGAGUGCUAAAGCCAAGUGCGAGGCCCUACGGUUUGAUCCGGACGAACUUAACGAUUUCUUCGCGACGACUGCUCAGAGAACACUAGAGACUCGGGCGACUCUAAUAGAGGAUCUCACGUGCCUGAUAGAUAACCUGCAUGACGUCCCCUCUGAGGGUGUGCGUUUUCAGCUGUCACCAGUGACAACGUUCUCCAGGUCAUCAAGAAUCUACGAUCGGAUUGUUCUACGGGCGCGGAUCAGAUACCUACCCGCUUCAUCAAGAUGGUUGCUGAGUGCUGGGCAGUCCCUCUAACAUCUAUCAUCAACAAUUGCAUUGCGAAAGCUUAUUUUCCAAAGCAAUGGAAGAUUGCUCGGGUGUCUCCAGUUCCAAAGAUUGACAACCCGGUCUCUAACGAUCAACUCCGGCCCAUCUCAGUUCUUCCUGUUCUAUCCAAGGUCUUCGAGAAGCUUGUGGCGAUUCAAGUGACGAAUGAUGCGGACCACACCCAUCUUCUUCACGAUCGCAUCUCUGCUUUCCGUAAAGGGCAUUCCACUAUUACAGCCUUGUUGAGAGUUAGAGACGAUAUUCGCUAUGCCAUGAAAAGGAAAGAGGUCACGCUUAUGGUGUUAACCGAUUUCUCGAAGGCUUUUGACACCAUACCCUUUAGCGCGACCUAGUUCUUGCGAUGGAGCAUUAGAAAGGAAUGAACGACCGCUGACCAUAAAAAAACAUAUUAGCUGGUCUUCAUCCCAAUUCCUUUAACUUUGUCCCUUUCCUCAAUGGAGAGCGAAUCCUUUAACACGCCGCCGUAAGGUUAUGGAAGUAAUUAAUGCCGUGACGAUUGAUCUACGCAUAGUUAGACGAAUAUUUCACAUACAUCUGAAUUAAGAGCUCAAUAGCAGAUGACGUAAUGAUGAACUCCACUACAAAAUCCACAAAGUAACUUUAAAUCUACUUUUAAAAAUCGUAUCAAAAGGUAUCAAAACACAAAGCUAAAAAUAUCAGAAUAUCAGAUUCUUUGUCCAUCCUCGCCAAGUAACAUCAAUUCCUAUGAUAAAAUAUAAAACAAAAUGAUUAAAAAAAAAAAAGAAAAGAGAAAACGGAUUAAAAAAGUUAUUUCAAAAUUCAGUUACAUGGUGUUCGAAAGAAACAAUAUGUCUCAAUAUUUUCAAUCGCCUAAGAGUUUCAGACGAUUUUGGCUUUCUAUAACGACGAUGUUCUCAUUGUCUUGAUUGUAGUUAUGUCAUAGUCGCUCGGGAAACUGAGAUGAUCUGAGAGAUUAUAAGGAGCCAGACUUUAUUGAGGGUAGGAAAGAUUAGUUGCCUUGUUUCUUAGGGCAAAAGGAAUGAAAUAAGCCAAAAAUGUUGAAAAUCAUAACUUCUUUACUCCCAACUACAAGUAAACUACAGCUACGAAGUAAUCCAGUAUUAUUAACUGAGUUGAUGACGUAAAUUGUCUACGCAAAGAGUUUCAAAGCUAACGUUUCGAGCCAACAGAGAGAACUGGCUGAUUUUUUCCCAUUAAAAGAAAAAAAAUAAUACUCACAUCAUUCUGAUAAGUUCCAGAGAAUGCGGCUUUUCCAGAGUCCUGCUUGCUUGUUCUUCGGAUUCCUGUUUGGUAAAACCAAGAGAUUAAGACAGCUUGACGACAAGCUGAUUGACAAACUGAACGAAUGAAAGACCAACCGACCGACUGCCAGCCUGAUUGAGUCAUUGACUGACUGAAUGACCAAGAGACCGACCGACUCACUCGCUGACUAACUGAUUGUUAUGUUCUGAUUGAUCCAUAUUCCAGCAUCUUGGUGAUUUUUCUUUUCGCUGAUGGAGGCGUGCUUUGGGAGCCAAGUGACCAGCCGAGUAACUAUCUGGUGCACUACAUGUAGCUGGAUGAUUUACUGAUUGAUUUGUUUGCUGGAUGCCCGCCUUUCAGGCUGAUUGACUGAAAAACUAAUUGAUUGACUGACUGAGUGAGUAGCUGACACAUUGUCUGUCUGACCAUCAAACUCAAACAUACCUGCGUGAGUGAAGCACUGAACAACUGGCUAAUCAGUUGACUGCUUGCCUGCCUCUCAAGCCCAAAAAUUUACCGCCUGGCCAGCUGCCUGCCUGCCUGCUUGAAUGACUGACUGACUGAACUACUGACUAACUGGUCUCCAAAAACAAACCACAUGUCAUUGAUUGAUAUAUGAAAAAGUAGAUCAACUACCAAACUAAGGAGUGUGGACAUCAACCGGAAAUCUCUUCCAAAUAAACGCACGUGCAUUUAGAAAAAGGCACCCACAAAAUGCGUAUAUACGUCACGAACCUUCCCCACUCUCAAAUUCGCUCGAAGACUUACAUCUGUUACAGUUGCUUCUGCCGUCCAACACGGAGAUACAUUUACAAGUUUCUCCGUUUGGACUGUAGCGAGACCGUCACGUUUAGUAUACCCAAUCUCUACUUUGGUAGAUUUUGUUUUCCUGUGAUAGACACGAGUUCUUGCGGCAGCAUUUGUUUCUCCACCAGAGGGAGAAUUGCCCACAUCAAAUCCUAGUUUUCCAGGAAUAUUAAAUCUGUUGUGAUGCUCGAGUAAGUUUGUGCUUCUAAAGUUCUUGACCACAAAUGAAGAAAGUUCGUGAGACUUUUGGCGGCUUCUGUCUUCUACAUAAGUGUCUCCAAAGACAUCGUUUUUGCGCUUGGAACAUGAGCUUUUGUUGUUUACGAAUCUGACCGAAGGUCUUUCGAACUCAGUACCAGGACAAGUAAUAUUGAUUCCUACUGGCAAAUAAUCCUUCUCAUUACACUUUUCUUUUUUUUCUGAAAUUUUCCCAAAGAAAGAUUUGUCGGGGUUAGCAGAGUAGACGUGGGCCUGUCCAAGACCUAUUUACGUUCUUCUUCUUCUAUAUCAUCAGUGCAUGCAUUUCCUUUAAAAACGGCACACGUCUCGUUCUGUUGGUUAGUUGAUUUAGGGUAUCCUGUGGCAAGAGGACCCUCCAUGAAAUUUUCUAGAGGCAACUGGUCUUCCCGACGAGAUUUCUCAUUACUUGUCACCUUUUCUGUUUGAGAACAAUGUACAUUUCCAGUCCUCGGAGAUGUUACAUUCUCCUGUUUGCUCUAAAGUUAUUUUGGUGAGGAAGCAGUUACAGUUGUUCCCUUCUUUAAGAGUUCAGUUCCAGAAAAAUGUUGCUUUUUAACUUCCACGUCAACGUAUGGCUUGAAGUUAUACUCAGUAGGAAACGAAAUGUCUGCGCAGCUUCCAGCAUCUGGAAAUAACACAACAGAGGUAUUUGAAUUUAUUUUGAUCGAUAAAGGUUUUCCCAAUAACAUUGUCAAAGUUAAAUUAACUGCCCUAUACACCUUCCAGGGAGAUGCCGGUUGAAACAAGUCUUGCUUCGUUCACUGCGCUGCCUGCUGUGAUGUGGCAAUAAACAAGUACAUAACACAAAAACGAAACAACUCAUAAUUCUGUGUAUUUUGAAAACAAAAUAAAAGAGAUAACACUUAAUGGUGAGUUAACCAAGUUAAUUUAAACAGUCAAUUGAAGUUAACCGGUUUUACCGAAACAUCGUGAUGUGGCCGCUUUUUUGGCGUUUUAUCGAACUGAAACUGGGCUUACGGUAACCACAGUAAUUCAUUGAAGAACAAUAAAUUUUACAACCGAGUUUGGUUAAUGUUAAACUACCUUUCUGCGUAGUUAAACUCUUACCAGUGCCGUGCAUUGUUCUUGUCGCAAAAUGUGUAAGUCAUCGCGGUGUGUGUGGGGAAUGUUGUUUUACGUAGGAGAAAUAAGUGCAUAAGCUUAUGAACAUGGCGUCUGGUAAACAACAGCUACAAUAAGAAGAUACAUUACUCAAGCGCAACAAUCCGCUCGCCACAUAAUUCUCCAUCGGUAAACUGCUGCUCAGAAGCGAGAGUCAUAAAUAUUGAAAGAAUACGGCAAAGUGCUUGAAAGGACUCGAUGUUUUAUACGAAAGGGCUCUCUACAAAAGUCACGCAUAGCAGGAUUAGUGCUUGCCUCAAGCCGUCACUGAUUUCUCGGACAGAUCCAAUAUCAGGGACGAUUCAACCGACGGCAAUGAAGAAUACUCUGACAUCUACGGCAAAUUAACAUCACGGUCGAAAGAACUGCCUUGGAAGUUUGCGUAGUGUGCAGGGGAGAGAAAGGAAACGAAAAGAAAGAAAGAAGCGAGAAAAUAACAACGUGGUCCUCGAAGCCUGCAUACUUUUGGUUUCCCCCCCCCCCCCACUCAAAACAGCAGCACGAAAACCUGAUACGUGUCGAUACGUGACUUUGCCAAAUUCUACAACAUUCGUUGAUCUCAGACUUACUUCAGCCUAUAGGUUUGCAUACUAGGAGGGUCUUAAUCAGGACAAUCAGGGGAUAACCGUUAGCGGGCGGUCAGACAAAGUAUACGUAACGAUUUCUCGCCUUACUUCAUGAUCGAUAUUCAGGGAAGUGGAAUGACUUCAAGCUAUUUAUUUAUUUACUUGAAAUAGUUAAAAUAAUCGCCUGAAUUUCGAGGUGUUUGCUGCAACUAGCAAAAACAAAAAACUCAAAGGCAGUCCAUCUGGGUAGUCCAUGUACUAGGGGUUAGUGUUUUGUUCAUCACCCGGAAUAUCACCUGAGGAAAUUCUGCUGUACAUGUGAUACACACACGUGAUGGUCGAGUGUUAGCUUGUGUUUCCUACUCUCAUGAGCUCAAACUUAUAAUCAAUUUUGCGUGUCAAAAGCAUGUAUAUGUCUUUGGCAGAUGAUGUUGGGAAAUACAAGCUUUUCAAUACUAUAUACAGUACUACCGUAAAGCGGUAUGUCAAUAGGACGUUAAUGACCAGACAACUCAGAAAUAGUAAAGAAGCCAUAAGACAGUGAUAAAAAAACAAGCAGUGUAAAAGAAAUGCAUAUUGUUGAUUUUCACCAAUAUAACGACAAGUUUAAUGAAGCAUGAAGUAUUCAUAAGUCGACUAUUAUUGGCAUAUUUAGAGGAACACCUGUCCCACUCUGUACUAACUGUCGCACUCUGCAAUAAAAUUUUCGCACUUUGUCAGGACAGAUCAUCGUCAAAACUUGCGAAUACUUUCAGCUUGCUUCAAAUUAUAUGUGUAAAGAUCGGAAAAAAAAUUAUAUUUCAUAUUUGUAAAUAAGCAAGCUUUUUAAUUACUCAACUUGUAAAAACUCCCUGAGGUCUGCUAUUGUCAGACGGAACCCGUAGGAGAUUUUAAAAAAGUUUCCACUUUUUCGGUUCGCCCAGCGCCGCUAAAUAGUUUAUCAUUAACUAAAAACUGUUAAAAAAGAAACCGAAUUUUCGAACCGAAAUGAAUCGGACCGCUUUUAGAGAGACUGGUUUAUCAGGCACAUUCGCCUUCCGACCAGCUUUACCAAAUUUAUUUCAAAGUGCGAAAAGCGCUGUUACAAAGUGCGACAGCCCUAUUAAUACAAUGUUCAAGUGUUACUGUAUUACAAAGCGCGACAGUUAUUUAAUAGUGCGGCGAUUAUUUCAAAGUGCAAAACAACAGACCUCUAUGCCAGCUUUGGUGCAGCCAUUUGCAAGAAGAAAAAACAAAAAGAAUACCUAUUUGUAAAGUUUGUAAAAAACGUGCGAGAAUAAUUAUGAUAUCCUGCUAUUGUAUUAAUUAAGAUUAGUGCCAGAAUUCAUUAAUUAAAUAUUUCAAAUAUUCAAUAUUAUUUCAAAGUACAAAACAACAGACCUCUAUGCCAGCUUUGGUGCAGCCAUUUGCAAGAAGAAAAAACAAAAAGAAUACCUGUUUGUAAAGUUUGUAAAAAACGUGCGAGAAUAAUUAUGAUAUCCUGCUAUUGUAUUAAUUAAGGUUAGUGCCAGAAUUCAUUAAUUAAACAUAAAAGUUAUGAAAACAUAUUGCUCUGAGAGAAGAGUUAUUGAGCCAUCUAUCAUAUCAAACAAGAAACAAAUCGAGAGACACGCAGAAAGUUGCUUUGUGUGAUAAAGUACUCAUAACUCGGCUAUCUUUGGUGUUUAGCACAACCCACUCUAAAUUUAAAGACACAUUUCAGCAGAGGUAAAUUAAGCUUAGUUGAGGUAGGGUAAGUAAUCUCUUUUGCAUUUAUAAGAUCAUGUAACAAGUUUCUUUCCUUUCUUUGUUUGGGUUUCGGUGCGGAAGUAUUAGAAAGUUGGUCUGGUUCGUUCAUAAAAAUUGACGACAAAAUAAGUGCUGACGGUUACCAAAGGGGUUAACUCUUUCUAAUGACGAGAAAAGAGAAGAAAGAUUGGCCAAUAUAGAAUUGUAGUUCAUGUCUAGUGUGCGUACAUCGGGGUAUGGAUUCAUGAUCACGCGGGGAAUUUUGGAGAGGAGGAGAAAAGCGAAAUAGUCGCUCGAGGCGCAGCUGAGAACAAUGUUAUCUACUUUAGUGCUCUAUGACGUAGCUGAUACAACUUGUGCACGAAAAUAGCGUUUUAUCCGAAAUGUCGGUUUUACCAUAUAUUAUCUUGUUAUCCGAAAAGUUGGUGCCACAAAUAAAAUGCAAGACAAAAUGAUUAAGAAAUAUUUCUUGACCAAUUCGUUUUUCAGACAAGAGCUAAUUGAUAGAAGAGAGAAGCGAGAGUUAUUUAUUCACUGACUCUAUAUUCUAAUAUUUUUCGAGCUAUGUUAAGGUUAUUUUCACGGCUAGCCUGGCGAAGCUCUUUCGCUCUUCUAUCCAACACCUGCUUGGACGGUACGAAGUAAAAUCUCUUUCCGGUACAUUGGGACGGCUGUAGUCCUUGUUCUUCAAGGCGAUUUAGCGAUAAUCAUGAGCUUUCUAGGCCAUAUUCUAUCUCAUAUUUGUUUCGGCGUAAAACCGCUCGAGUGAACUGUUCAGCCGGCACUUAGUGUUCGAUUUGUAUAGGUAACAACAAGGUUUUAAACGCAAUUUGGUGUUAAUAAGCACAAGUCAAUGGAUUUUACUAGAAGCGGUAAUGGAGAAUAGAGAAUAUAGAAUAGUUAAUAGGGAAUGGCAGACCUUUUAGUUUCAAGAUGAAAAAAAUAGUUAUAUUUUCAUUUCAGUGUCUUUGAUACAUAACACUUUUGCUAAAAAGAGAUUUAAAGUUACUUCUGAAAAUUAAAGAAAAAACAUCCUACAUCCUGUACGCUUCGUGUGAUGAUGAAUUCAUAACUUGACUGUCAUUGGUAUUUAGGACCAGCACCUGUCGACAUUGAGUACAACCCACUUGACAUUUGGAGACAUACUCCUGCCAAGGUGAAUUGAAGCCGAAAUUCGAUAUUUCUAUUCCAAACAUAAAUUGUCAUCGAACUUUAAGAAAAUUGAAAACCUUGGCGCCGUCAGUACAGAAGUAACGAAAACCAAUAUCUGACAUCAAAACUCUUCCGGUUGUUUUAAAUUACAACAACGACCAAACGCCAACCACUGCUUAAGGAAAAAUCGUCGAAAAAAAUAAACAAAUAGAUCACUUUUUUUAGCCUUUCAACGCGACCCAAUGCAAUAAGCGGAAACGGUAAUCUUUUUUUAAUAAAAAUAAUUUUUGAGGGCUGAUUGUAUGGGACCUGGAUUGUGUCUCGGUUCAUAAAAAAGCAGAAAAAGAACUCGGCCAAUAUCUAGCUUUCUUUACUCCACGCUUGUUUCAAUAACGCAUAUAAAGUGCAGAGUCACUUCUUACUACUGUCGAUGAUUAGUUUUUCGUAACUUAAUUGAACAGAAUCGAACACGUUAGUGUGUUUAAUGUUUAUGCGUUCAACUAGUGGAGACAGAAGUAACGAAAACCAAUAUCUGACAUCAAAACUCUUCCGGUUGUUUUAAAUUACAACAACGACCAAACGCCAACCACUGCUUAAGGAAAAAUCGUAAAAAAAAUAAACAAAUAGAUCACUUUUUUUAGCCUUUCAACGCGACCCAAUGCAAUAAGCGGAAACGGUAAUCUUUUUUUAAUAAAAAUAAUUUUUGAGGGCUGAUUGUAUGGGACCUGGAUUGUGUCUCGGUUCAUAAAAAAGCAGAAAAAGAACUCGGCCAAUAUCUAGCUUUCUUUACUCCACGCUUGUUUCAAUAACGCAUAUAAAGUGCAGAGUCACUUCUUACUACUGUCGAUGAUUAGUUUUUCGUAACUUAAUUGAACAGAAUCGAACACGUUAGUGUGUUUAAUGUUUAUGCGUUCAACUAGUGGAGACCAAAGGAAACUAGAACAAAACCUUUUGUAUUGAUUUAUCCUUCAAGGUGUAAAUUGAAGUAUUCAUUUGAUUGAAAAUCCGUAACUAAGUUUAUCUUAGCAUUAUUAACUGGGUUGAUAGGUACUUUAUCUGUGUGCAGGAAUUGGCACCUACAUUCACCUCAGAAUGAAUCCAAAGUUCUGGCUGGCAACCAUGUUUCUGAUGUCCCGGAUUUGUGUACUCAACGCCAACAGCCAGUGUCAUUUGAUGGAAAGCUCCAUUGGCGGAAUGUACUUGAGAGGUCACGUGUUUAAAACGUAUCGCGAUCAGUUGCCUAAAGAGUGUUAUUUCCGAUGUGAAGAAGAAGUCACGUGUCAGAGUUACAAUGUCGUCAUUGGUCAAAACAUCUGUGAACUGAACAAUCGUACAAAGGAAGCAAGACCGGAAGAUUUUAUGCCGGAUCAGAUGAGAUUUUACAUAAAGCGUUCUAGAAACAGAGGUACCCUUUACAUUCCCUCGACUAACUUUUUGCAUUUCUGGGCAAACUUGUUUUUUUAAUUUUUCAUUCACGAUUUAAGAAACUCAAAUAUCAGAGAAACAAAAUUUAUAGAUUCAGAUAUAUUCCUAUGGCGAGCCUUUUGAUGAUUCAAUUUCGGGGAUUGUUUCAAUAUUGGUAAAGCAUUUCAAAAUACAUGGACAAGUCCAAAUAGCAGAGACGACGUUUUGGAAUCAUCGUCUCAUCAACGUCAUCGUGGGACUUAAUUAUGAAGUCAAGCAACUCUUUUCCUUAGUCAACUUGAAAAUGGUGUGACGAUGAUAUGGAAAUGUUGGCCUGUUUCGCUGCGUUAUUGUUGCUGUGUUCCAUCUCACUUCUUAGUCUAGAUCUGAUGGAAUUAGCACAGAUUUAUUUCUUUCUGCUUUUACGCAGGCAGGAAAGGUUGGAGGUUUUUUUCCUCUCCUGCCGCAUCAGGAGGUAUCGAACUGCAUGAUGGUGUAAACUUCUUUCCUGAAAUUCGUUUUUUCUGACGUAGUUCCCCUCGGAUCUAUCAAAGAACUUCCAGCGGAAACCUGUGGUGAGAUUGAGGCGAGUGAAGGGAACCAGAUGGCUGACGGGAAAUACUGGAUUUACUCUAAACAGAAUAGCAAGGUCAUCGAAGCUUAUUGUAAAGGUAAAUUGUGUAACUAAAUUAUUCAUUCAUCACCCCCCUUGACGUGUUCUCCUAACCCGACUUGUUUUUUUAAACCUACCAAAAUAACAUCUCCUCGCAGUGUAAAAAGGGAAUUAUAGUAAAAGAGGGGUUUGUUUUCAGUAAUUCCAAUAGAACUGUAAACUCGGAGAAGAAGAUUAGUCAAUGACGUGAAUUGUUCUUUUUCUUUUUUUACAAAAUUGUUUUAGUGGCGUAUGGGAAUAGAUUGAAACAACUAUUCAGAUCACGACGCCGAGAAGGACAAUGUUUUAACUUUUUUAUCAUUGGAAUUUUCCUGCAAAUGGCUGUUAGUUACCAUUCGAAAUGCAUCGACUGACUAGCUAUUUUUUUAUUAAUAAAGUUUAAUUAACUUUCAAAACUAUCUACCUAUCCUAUUGCUAUAUCUUAGGGAGCUGGCAAAAGAUAAAUGGUGAAGAACCCGUCUGCUUUGGAGCCAAAGAUAAUCAGUAUGGUUCCUUCAACAUGACAAAGAGUGGACGAGUGAAGACAAUGAAGCUUAUUUACAGGUCAGGGUCGGUGCGCUGCAACUAUGAAACUAAUUCAUCCUACUGGGGCUGCACUUACCCAGCGUAUGGAGAAAAUUUGAUGACAAUCAUCACAGAUGCAAAUAAGAAGGCCAUUCUGCCCCCCGCCGAAGACUUGAAAGCUUAUUCUGAUAACAGAGAAUACUUGUACAGUCUUCCUGGAUAUCACCAUAAUUCAAAUGAGCUGGUUUUUCGCAACCUCGUCAAUCCGUUGUCUGUCUCGAGCUACCAAGAGAUGCAGAUAUGGUACGGACAGGAUUGGAUGGACCACUCAGAGGAAAACAACAGCGGUAAAACUUGUAUUGAUGUGUAUGCAUGGUAUGAGUGAGUCUUCCCACUGGAGAUCUUGUCUUCGAUAAUUUUAAAACGUAGAGGAAAAACAUUAGAU
Pocillopora meandrina is the source of this 14659-nucleotide messenger RNA. NCBI's taxonomy places the organism in Eukaryota, Metazoa, Cnidaria, Anthozoa, Scleractinia, Pocilloporidae. The record is from the annotation of a GenBank genome assembly.